Bradysia coprophila is the source of this 1202-nucleotide messenger RNA. RefSeq lists its product as uncharacterized. Gene Ontology annotation, molecular function: alternative oxidase activity. The record is from RefSeq and is a predicted model, not a curated record. Lineage: Eukaryota; Metazoa; Arthropoda; Insecta; Diptera; Sciaridae. Gene Ontology annotation, biological process: alternative respiration. Gene Ontology annotation, cellular component: mitochondrion.
CCCCGACAACACAACGUGUAAUUACCACCAUAAUGUUGGAACUUCUACGACCGUCACUCUGUACAUACAUGAAUAAAACAUCCACUCUGCUUGCACUGUCCCGCAACAGUUUCGGACUGAAUGUACCAUUUCCAGUGGCCAGUUAUUCAUCCAAACCCCAAUCAACUGAUACAAAAGAUGCUGCAACAAAUCCUGGAGACGUACAUUUCAAGAUAUCGUCGGGAAAUCAUCCACUUGGCAACGAAAAUGUAAAGAAAAUUCGAAGAAAUGUUUGGGAUAAUCCUAUUCCGCACACAAUUUACAAUGAAAGCGAUCUGAAAGUCGAAAAAACGCAUCAUCAACCAAAGAAAAUGCAUGAGCAUCUGGCUUCUUUUGCUGUUAAAUGUAUGAGAGGCGGAUUUGACCUUGCGUCCAGAUAUAAAGGACCUGGUGGAGAUAUGACUAAAAGGGAUUGGAUAAACCGGUGCUUAUUCCUCGAGACCGUUGCUGGUGUACCUGGCAUGGUAGCUGGAAUGGCCCGUCAUUUGAAGUCAUUGCGAUCGAUGAACAGAGACUAUGGUUGGAUACACACACUACUGGAAGAGGCAGAAAAUGAACGGAUGCACCUACUCAUCUUCAUGAAAAUGAAAGAUCCCGGUUUAAUGUUUCGGCUGAUGGUGAUUGGAGCGCAGGGAGUGUUUUUCAACGCAUUUUUCCUGACCUAUUUGAUAACUCCGAAAACGUGCCAUCGCUUCGUUGGUUAUUUAGAAGAAGAAGCAGUGAAAACGUAUACGGGUCUUUUGGACGAUAUGAAUGGGCCGGAACAUUUGAAGAGAUGGGGCGAUGAAGCAGCUCCACAUAUUGCUGUAAAUUACUACAAAUUGGAUGCUGACGCGACCGUACGUGACGUAGUUAAGUGCAUUCGAGCGGACGAGGCGCAUCACCGAGACGUGAAUCAUGCCUUUGCUGCUCUGGAUCCAGACUUGGACCCAAAUCCGUUCCUUUUGAAGAAAUUGAAUGAAAAGAAAAAACCCUAAAUGGGCUGGACAAUGUGAUAUGAUUAAUUUUAAAUUAAAAGCAUUAGGUGUAAGGAAUCGAGUAAGUUUUGCGAAAGCGACCGAAUGCAGCUCGGAUAAAUUCAUUAAAUUAUUUCAUGUUCAAAUCACUAAGUGUUAAUUAGAAGACAGGAAAUCAAAAUAGAAAGAAUUUAAAUAAUUGUAAAA